This is a messenger RNA of Coffea eugenioides, 480 nucleotides long. Its product is annotated as SKP1-like protein 4. Bases 13 to 450 code for a protein of 145 amino acids. Gene Ontology annotation, cellular component: cytoplasm; nucleus. Gene Ontology annotation, biological process: SCF-dependent proteasomal ubiquitin-dependent protein catabolic process. Lineage: Eukaryota; Viridiplantae; Streptophyta; Magnoliopsida; Gentianales; Rubiaceae. The transcript has a single exon. The record is from RefSeq and is a predicted model, not a curated record. Gene Ontology annotation, molecular function: cullin family protein binding.
UCAUCAUCAAAGAUGAUCGUAUUGAAUAGUUCUGAUGGCGCAACCUUCGAGGUGGAGGAAUCAGUGGCUGUGCAGUCGCAAACGAUCAAGCACAUGAUCGAGGACAACUGCGCCGAUACCAGCAUCCCACUCCCCAAUGUUAACGGCGUUACCUUGGCCAGGGUACUCGAGUACAUCAAGAAACACGCUGAGGCAAAGGACGACGAAGAAGGGCUCAAAUCGUUCGAUGCCGAGUUUGUGAAAGUCGACCAGGCCUCCCUUUUCGAAAUCAUCCUGGCCGCUAAUUAUCUCGACAUCAAGGGCUUGCUAGACCUCACCUGUCAAACUGUUGCGGACCAGAUUAAGGACCUCACCGUCGAAGAGGUUCGCGCUAUCUUCAACAUCAUGAAUGACUUCACUCCUGAGGAAGAAGCUAAGCUUCGCAACGACCAUGCCUGGGCCUUCGAGUGAUCAAUUUCUUGUUUUCUAUUGCUAUUUUUA